CUUUUUACUAUCCUAUUGCUUUUGCAAUUAUUAUCUCAACUCUACUCCUUUUGCAAACUCUUUAUUUUCUUAUCAUUUUUAUUAUUAUCGAAUUUAUAUCUCAAAAAAAAUGAACAACAACAAUCAACAACAACAAACUACAAAUCAGAACAAUGUAUCGGCAAAUAAUUUGAAUGAAACCGAUCCAAAUAUAUCAAAUAUUUCUGAUUUCAUUAUAACGCAUGAUCCUUUGGAACAUGCUGUUUCUCCUCGCCAAUUUGAACAACAAAUUGGUAAUGAAGAUCAGAUCUCUCGUGACUUUAAUUGGCUGGACUAUCAAACAGACCAGUCACAUUAUGAUCAUGCUGAAUGGCGCUCUAGUCCAGUGCCAAGAAAUUUAGGAAACAAUAUUGUACAGAUACAUGAAUAUUCAGGAAAUGUAUCAUACAAUAGCAUUAUAACCAAUGAAUCCGAUUCUAACACUGGUUAUGAUUUACCAAUCAAUGUAUCGGAAAGCUCUGAAUAUAACGAUUAUGAUUCUAUAGAUUCAGAUACACCGAUACAACGACAACCACCUGCCCCACCAUCAACUCCCAUACAAUCGGACGAUGAUGAAUAAAUUUAGGAAAAUUUCAUAAUUUUUUUUUUUGUUUUGUUUAUUUUAUUUAUUUAUUAAAAUUGUUUCCUUUAUAUUAAAAAAAAUUA
Dermatophagoides pteronyssinus (European house dust mite) is the source of this 684-nucleotide messenger RNA. RefSeq lists its product as uncharacterized. The record is from RefSeq and is a predicted model, not a curated record. NCBI's taxonomy places the organism in Eukaryota, Metazoa, Arthropoda, Arachnida, Sarcoptiformes, Pyroglyphidae.